AUGAAAUUCUUCAUUUUCUUUGUCUUCAUCCUUCUCGCUUUCACUGCUGAGCCAGUCGAAUCUCGCAACUGCGGAAUAAAGGCAUAUAAGACUAUCAUGCGGAUUUGUCCAGAUGGGUGCACCACUGACGACGCCACACUUCCAACACGCGUCUGCGCAUUUGCCUUGUCCAAAGAAGAAAUUCAAAAUGGAUGUUGCCCUGAGGAAUAA
Messenger RNA from Caenorhabditis remanei, 210 nucleotides. RefSeq lists its product as uncharacterized. NCBI's taxonomy places the organism in Eukaryota, Metazoa, Nematoda, Chromadorea, Rhabditida, Rhabditidae. The coding region runs from base 1 to 210 and encodes 69 amino acids. The record is from RefSeq and is a predicted model, not a curated record. The transcript has 2 exons.